This is a messenger RNA of Micropterus salmoides (largemouth bass), 1371 nucleotides long. It is a transcript of the gene dnttip1, whose product is annotated as deoxynucleotidyltransferase terminal-interacting protein 1. Bases 288 to 1193 code for a protein of 301 amino acids. Gene Ontology annotation, molecular function: DNA binding; nucleosome binding. NCBI's taxonomy places the organism in Eukaryota, Metazoa, Chordata, Actinopteri, Centrarchiformes, Centrarchidae. Gene Ontology annotation, cellular component: nucleus. The record is from RefSeq and is a predicted model, not a curated record. The transcript is spliced from 13 exons.
CGCUGCUAGCUUCCCGCUAGCUUCACACAAGAGGAAACAGCCGAAAGUAAACUUCCUGGAAACAAACCACCGGUUCGGAUCGAUUAUUAUCGGUUAUCAGUUCGCCAGCAAACGUCGUUUAGCUGCCCGGUGUCUCUCAGCGCGCGACUACCGGGAACGACCCGGUGACGGUACUUCAAAACAUCCGCCACGGACAGAAACACCGUUAGCUUUAGCUGCCGUUAGCUUGACCUAGCACAGUUGGUUCCGUUGGACCCGGACCGGACAGGGUCAGCACCGUUUCCACCAUGGGAGCCCACCGCAGUGAGGGAGGCCGGGACUGGCUGCAGCAGGACGGGCCGGACCAGAACCCGCCGUGGAACCUGAUGAUCAAACACCGACAGAUUCACAGACGGGGACGGCGCUCUCACAUGGCGGUCAGCUACACGGAUCCUCAGGUGUCCAUGGACCUGUUGAGGGCGGUGCUUCAGCCCAGCUUCAACGAUGACAUCAUGGCCGUGUUCAGGAAGUACCAGAAGUUCUUUGAGAAAGCAGCAGAGAACGUGAAGGAGAACGUUGGAGACGAUGUUCAGACCGAUCAGCUGAUCAGAGAAGCCUGCAGGAACGUUCUGGAACAUGCCAAACAGCUGUUUCCAGAGGGGGAGGUGAAGAAGGCGGGUUCAGAGGUUGCCAUCAAGAGGUCCAGAGCUGCUGAUGAAGACUACAGUCAGAGAGGAAGCCCCGUCCUCAAGAAGAGGAGGACUCGUCCAGGUGCGGCGGCGGUCUCUGAUCGACCUCACACCGUAUCCAGUCAAGUGAAGCUCAAGUCUGAUCCCAUCAAGAGAGAAGGACCAAAGUGGGACCCGACCAGACUGAACGACAGCAGCACCUUCGUCCUCGGCUCCAGAGCCAACAAGGCGCUGGGGAUGGGCGGGACCAGAGGACGCAUCUAUAUCAAACAUGCUGAUCUGUUUAAGUACGCAGCAGAUGCGAAGGAUAAGCAGUGGUUGGCAGAGAGACACCACAUGAGAGCGACGGGAGGGAAGAUGGCCUACCUGCUGAUCGAGGAGGACAUCCAGGAUUUGUCUCGCAGUGAUGAAUACAAGGACUGUCCGGACGUCAGGAUGGACGAGUUGAAGCCGUUCUCGGUUCCUCUGUGGAUGGUGGAGAAGAUGCAGCGAGCCAUGGAGGCUCAGAGAGACGCUGACCUCUGACCCCACACACUCUGAUCACAUGACCUCUGACCCUGCACAUUCUGACCCCCGUAGUUACAACUCGUCAGAUGAAGAAACAACAAGCCAAUCAAAGAGCAGGAUUGAUCGGCUGCUUCAAUUGAUUGUGUUUUUACUUCCAUUUUUAAAAAAAUUAAAUAAAAACCUUCUGAAACCUGAA